CUCAAGCCGUUAGUCGUUACCAUAGAGAACAUUGAAAUUACUCAUUUGCCAUCAGGAUGUGGCUCGGUAUAGUUGCUAUAUUUGCUGUAGUGACCUCAACAGUAGGUGAAUCGACAGAAUCGCGGUUAGUUCGUAUAGAUUCAGGUCCAGUGCGAGGCUAUAAGGAUGUCAGUGAGGAUAUAUUUGUGUACUAUGGCAUUCCGUAUGCCAAGGCACCGAGUGGAUCCGAUAAGUUCAAGGCACCACUUCCAUCGCCAAUAUGGUUUGAGACGUUUGAAGCUGUAAAUAAAGACAUUGUAUGCCCACAAAUUAUUAUACCUCUAUUUAAUACAAGUAGUAAAACUAUGCAAGAAGAUUGCCUUGUCGCUAACGUGUAUGUACCUGAUACAGAUAAGAAGAAUCUUCCAGUUGUUGUUUAUGUUCAUGGAGGAGGAUUUAUUCUUGGUAAUGGAAAUAUUGUGCUACCGAAAAAAAUGGUAAGCAGUAAAAAGAUAGUCGCUGUCACAUUUAAUUAUCGACUUGGAGCGCACGGUUUUCUUUGCUUAGGCACAGAAGAUGCGCCUGGAAACGCUGGCAUGAAAGACCAGGUGGCGCUUUUACGUUGGGUGAAGAAAAAUAUUGCAAGUUUUGGAGGUAAUCCUGACGAUGUCACCAUAGUAGGCGGUAGCGCAGGGUCGACUUCAGUGGAUCUUUUGAUGAUAUCUAAAAUGGCAAAAGGAUUGUUCACAAAAGUUAUACCUGAGAGCGGCGCUAACCUUUCUCCAUACAGCGUCCAAAUAGAUCCAUUACAAAAUGCCAAAGAGUAUGCUAAAUUAUUGCAAUAUGAUGGAGAUGAUGACUUUUAUAAAUUACAACACUUUUAUAAAAACGCUCCGUACGAACUAUUACAAUCGGGGAAUGUUAUAUACAGAACUGAUUCUGUAUUUCUAAUGGAACCAUGUGUAGAGGCAGAUAUAGGCCAAGAAAGAUUCCUUGAAGAUGAUCCAGUUAAUAUUUUAAAGAAAGGAGAUUUUGCCAAAUUGCCUAUGUUAUAUGGUUUUGCAAACAUGGAAGGGCUAAUGCGACUUGAUAUAUUUGAAACGUGGAAAAAUGAUAUGAAUAAUAAAUUUUCUGACUUUUUGCCACCUGAUUUACAAUUUGAAUCUGUAAAACAGAAGGAAGCGGUUUCUGAAAAAAUUAAAAGGUUUUAUUUCGGUAACAAGGAUGUCAGUAAUGAUACUAUAUUGGAUUAUGUGAACUAUUUCUCUGACGUUAUGUUUGCUUGUCCAACUUUAAGAUCAACAAAGCUUCAGUUACAAGCUGGUAAUAAUCAGAUAUACCUAUACGAGUAUUCCUACGUAGAUGACAGUACUCCAGUAGUUCCGCAUACAAAUAUACGUGGAGCGAGUCAUUGUGCACAGACUACGGCGCUAUUAGAUGGAGUUUUUUUGACAUCAAUAGACGAAGAAGAUAUACCAGAUGACUUAAAACUAAUGAAACGUAUAAUGAGAGAGCUCUGGCUAAGUUUUAUAACUACAGGAAAACCCGAGAGCUCCGAAGUACCGGCGUGGCCACCAGUAGGAAUGGAUUGGUCGCCACAUAUGGCUUUAAAGAAGAAUCCAGAACUCCGGGGAUCCUUGUUAAAAGAUAGAUGUAUGUUCUGGGAGGACAUCUUUGAUAAAUAUUACCGGCCGCCUGAACCACCUCGGCCGCACCAGAUGCGCAAUGAACUAUAAAUAUAAUAUAUGAUAUAUAUUGCA
Messenger RNA from Bicyclus anynana (squinting bush brown), 1739 nucleotides. RefSeq names its product cholinesterase 1. NCBI's taxonomy places the organism in Eukaryota, Metazoa, Arthropoda, Insecta, Lepidoptera, Nymphalidae. Bases 57 to 1715 code for a protein of 552 amino acids. The record is from RefSeq and is a predicted model, not a curated record. The transcript is spliced from 3 exons.